GAAAUAAUUGAUGAACAUUGGAGUAUUAAGAGAAAAAUAAAAAGGUUUUAAAGGACACAUUUCUAGGGGCUGAAGGAAAAAUCUUAAGUAAUACUUUGAAGUAAAAGGGUUGAUGAGAAAAAUGGAGAGUUACAAGGAGUACAUAGGACAUGACCUUUGUAAAGUGCCGCUAUCAAAUAUUGCUCAAAGGAUUAUGUCAGCAAUGCAGUCUGUUCCUUUAGAGGAAGCUCAGAAUAGCAGAGAAGGUGAACAGAGUGAGUAUUUUUGGUUCUUCCAGGACCUCCAUGAUUUUAUGGCUAUAUCAUUAAAUAUGAAUACCAGCACUGCAAAAAGCAGUAGUCCAUUAGCUAGUACAGAACUGACGGACAAAAUGUUCUGUAAUCAAAACACUAAAAUAGUGAGCUCAGUAUUGCUCACUUCUAGUAUGAGCACUUUUAUAAAUUACCAGGAUGUAGACCUACCAAAAUGGGACUAUACAGAGAGAAACUCGUCAGUACAAAGAAAGAAAAAUAAGAAUAGUGAAAAUAAUAAAAUCACCAGUCUUAAAAGGAAGCAGGAUAUAUCUACUUAUUGCUCAUACAAGAUGGAACGGUGGUUACCAAUGAAAGAAGAUGUUAAUUCACAUAAAACAAAGCAUGAUUGGGCUGCUGAACAAGCAGAAAAAACAUUUUAUGACAUCAGAAAUUUAGGACAUGAGGAAAAAAGCCAGUUAAUCACAACUAUAAAAGAGGCAGUAGCUCUGGUAGUUACUAUGGUAUUUCAAGAUGGUUCUUCACAGCUGAGCUCAGAUCAGGGCGUAGUCUCAUCAGUAAGAGGAAUUGUUAUGUUAAUAAAGAGACAGACAGACCAACUUUGUCCUUCCAAUGGCUCUUCAAUUGUUAAUCCAAUUGUUUGGGAUGCCUGUACCAGAAAUGAUAAGUUUAUUUAUUUAAAAAUAGAGCACUCUUCUGUUUGGGAGCAACAGGAACAGUCUCAUAAGCAGUACAUCAGGGAAAUACUAUUUCAAAUACUACACUGUACUGUUGUUUGCUUCAAUGCAAAGGAUUUUUUGAGAACACUGCUUCAUGUUUAUGGUGAUGAUAUUAACUGGAAACAAGUGGCUGAUUGUGUUGUGUUAGAUCCAAGGAUUGCUGCAUGGCUGAUAAACCCCAGUGACACUGUCCCCUCUUUUGAAUAUUUGAUACAUAAGCAUUUUGAAAAGCCUGUCUCAGAGAGAACAGUGAAUAUGAAUGCAGAUUCCUUGAGAAAUACAUUGCACCAGAACUUGGUUCUAAACUUGAAGAUACUUUACAGCAUAAUGAUGGAUCUGGCUGAUGAAUUACAGGUUCAAGGCUUGUGGAAACUCUUUUGCACUUUGGAGCUUCCCUUGAUAAAAAUUUUGGCAGUGAUGGAAACCCAUAAAAUACAUGUGAAUAAAGAAGAACUAAAAAGAACAUCAGAGAUUCUAGGGUUGCGAUUGAAAGAGCUUGAGCAGGAAGCCCAUCGAGCUGCUGGACAACAAUUCCUAUUGACCAGCAGUAGUCAGCUGAGAGAGGUAUUGUUCGAAAAACUAAAGCUCCAUAUGCUGUGUGAGAAAGUUCCCAGAACUGAGAUGCAGCAUCUUCAAUCCACUUCUGAAGUUGUGUUAAAUAAACUGCAAGAUCUUCAUCCAUUGCCUAAGAUAAUUUUAGAAUACCGACAGGUUCACAAGAUAAAGUCAACCUAUGUGGAUGGACUACUUUCAUGCAUGAAAAAGGGAUUUAUUUCAUCUACAUGGAAUCAGACAGGAACUGUGACUGGCAGACUUUCAGCCAAGCAUCCUAAUAUCCAAGGUAUCUCCAAGCAUCCAGUUCAAAUUAUUAAGAAGCAAUAUGUAAAAGGAAAAGAAAAUGAAAUAGUAACUAUUUCUCCAAGAACAUUGUUUGUUUCAGCUAAAGGAUAUACGUUCUUAGCAGCAGAUUUUUCCCAUAUUGAAUUAAGAAUCCUUGCACACCUAUCAUGUGAUCCAGAACUUCUGAAACUAUUCCAAGAACCUGAAACCACUGAUGUGUUUACUACACUGGCUUCUCAAUGGAGGGGUAUUCCACGUGAACAAGUGAAGCAUGCAGAUAGAGAACAGGCAAAGCGUGUUGUCUACUCAGUAGUUUAUGGAGCAGGUAAAGAACGUCUUGCUGGAUGUCUGGGAAUUACUCCUCUUCAAGCUGGUCAAUUUAUAGAGAGUUUUCUGGUGAAACACAAGAAAAUUCAUGACUUUACAAAGAAAACCAUUGAGCAAUGCCACAAUGAAGGAUAUGUGGUUUCCAUCAUGGGACGUAAAAGACACUUGCCUAAUAUCAAUGCUCGAGACUACAGACUACGUGCUCAAGCAGAGAGGCAGGCUGUCAACUUUGUUGUCCAAGGAUCUGCAGCUGACCUUUGUAAAAUGGCUAUGGUUGAGAUUUUUACCUCUGUUGCCAUUUCUCCAACUUUAACAGCCAGGUUAGUAAGCGACGUUCUUUUUCAUUUUAUGACAGAAGUAGCCGAGAUAAAGGCAUUUCUGGGAUUUUAUUCUUUAUUGUUCCAUGUAAUACGACAUAUUGUACCUAUACUUUAA
This is a messenger RNA of Chelonia mydas (Green sea turtle), 2572 nucleotides long. RefSeq names its product DNA polymerase nu (gene POLN). The record is from RefSeq and is a predicted model, not a curated record. Lineage: Eukaryota; Metazoa; Chordata; Testudines; Cheloniidae. Gene Ontology annotation, molecular function: DNA binding; DNA-directed DNA polymerase activity. The coding region runs from base 113 to 2572 and encodes 819 amino acids. Gene Ontology annotation, biological process: double-strand break repair; DNA-templated DNA replication. The transcript is spliced from 21 exons.